ACCGUCAUCACCUGCAUCGGGACGCUGAAGAAGAGCACGGCGGACGAAGAUGGCGUCAGCUGUUUGGUGAUCGGCACGGAGAGCUGCGACGUCUUCGUGCUCGACCCCGAGGCCUUCAUCAUCCUCUCCACAAUGUCGCUGCCCGCCCCCCCCACCAUGAUGGAUGUUACCGGGCAGUUUGACGUUGAGUUUCGCAUCACGGUGGCGUGUCGCAACGGAAACAUCUACAUCCUGCGCAGGGAGUCGGAGAAACCGAAGUACUGCAUCGAGCUGUCGAGCCACCCGGUGGGUCUGGUGCGGGUCGGGAAGAACGUGGUGGUGGGCUGCGCCGACGAGAGCCUGCAGGGGUUCACCCAGAAGGGGAAGAAGCUGUGGACCGUCCUCCUCCCGGCUCCAAUCACCCACCAUGGCCUCCAUGGAGCUCCAACCCGGGGUCUGCAGGCGGUUCUGGUGGGUCUGGCUAACUGCGAGGUCCAGCUGUACCGAGACAAGAGCUGCUGAGCAGCAUCAAGACCCCCGAUGGUGGUAUCCAGCAUCUGCUUCGGCCGCUACGGGCGCGAGGACGGGACGCUCAUCAUGACCACCAAGAGGGUUUCAUCUCUCCUCAGGACUGGCGGUCUGAUCGUGAACAUCCUGAAGAGGACCCUCCUUCGAGGACGUGCGGCCGCGGCCGGGCCGCCGCUGGCUCAGAGCAUCCGGCUCAACGUGCCCAAGAAGACCAAGCUGUACGUGGACCAGACGCUGCGGGAGCGAGAGGAGAGCGGCGCUGCCAUGCACCGGGCCUUCCAGAUGGACCUGAGCCGCCUGCGCCUGGCCGCUGCCAGCGCAUACGUCAAGGCUCUGGAGUCCAGCCUGACUCCGAUGUCCUGCCGCCUCAGCGAGCCUCUGAAGAUGAACGCCGUGGUGCAGGGCCUCGGUCCGGCCUUCAAACUCACGCUGAACGUCCAGAACACGGCGGCGUGUCGACCCGUCGCCAACCUGGCUGUCAGCUUCCUGUACGACGAGAGUCUGUACCGCAUGCGGACGCCGUACCUGAGGAUCCCGCUGCUGGUGCCCGGUGUCGUUUACCCCGUGGAAACCUUUGUGGAGUGCAGCAGCGACAAGGGCAUCUCUGACAUCAUCAAAGUGUUCGUGCUGCAGGAGGGCAGCAGCGCGCCCCUGCUCAGCGCGCACAUCAACAUGCCAGUGAGCGAGGGGCUGACUAUCAACUGAAAACAAGAAGUUAAUAUUAACAUGCCAGUGAGCGAGGGGCUGACUAUCAACUGAAAACAAGAAGUUAAUAUCAACAUCCCGGUUAGUGAGGGGCUGACGAUCAACUGAAAACAAGAAGUUAAUAUUAACAUGCCGGUUAGUGAGGGGCUGACUAUCAACUGAAAACAAGAAGUUAAUAUCAACAUGCCGGUUAGUGAGGGGCUGACUAUCAACUGAAAACAGGAAGUUAAUAUUAACAUGCCGGUUAGUGAGGGGCUGACUAUCAACUGAAAACAAGAAGUUAAUAUUAACAUGCUGGUUAGUGAGGGGCUGACUAUCAACUGAAAACAAGAAGUUAAUAUCAACAUGCCGGUUAGUGAGGGGCUGACUAUUAACUGAAAACAGGAAGUUAAUAUCAACAUGCCGGUUAGUGAUGGGCUGACUAUUAACU
This is a messenger RNA of Trematomus bernacchii (emerald rockcod), 1642 nucleotides long. RefSeq names its product Bardet-Biedl syndrome 1 (gene bbs1). The record is from RefSeq and is a predicted model, not a curated record. Gene Ontology annotation, cellular component: BBSome; axoneme; centrosome. NCBI's taxonomy places the organism in Eukaryota, Metazoa, Chordata, Actinopteri, Perciformes, Nototheniidae. Gene Ontology annotation, molecular function: smoothened binding; patched binding. Gene Ontology annotation, biological process: protein localization to cilium; non-motile cilium assembly.